GGGUGAAAAAGAAGGAAGGAAGGUAUGGUUUGGGCGGCAGCGCUUCUUCUUCGGCUGGCAAGCGUCCUGGCCGCAGCGGCGGCAGCCACGCCAGAUGCCUUGCCCGGCUGCCAAGCCAAGUGCGGGAACGUCACCAUUCCCUACCCCUUCGGCAUCGGUGAGGGCUGCUUCAUGGAAGGCUUCGACAUCACUUGCAACAACUCCGUGCCCUACCUCAGCGACGGCAACAUCGACGUUGUAGAGAUCCAGCUCUCCGAGGGCCUGCUGGUCGUCAACCAAUUCAAGGCCUUCGACUGCUACAGUGAGGACGGCAAGGACAACAGCUACAACAAGCCAUCCAUCAACAUAACCGGCCUGCCGUACAAGUUCUCCGAUUCCCGGAACAAGUUCAUGGCAGUUGGGUGCGAUACUGUAGCAUAUCUCUGGGAUGACGACUCGGGGCUGCAGACCGGGUGCUUCACUUUGUGCAACAACACCAGAAACAUCCCCCUUGGCACGUGUUCUGGCAUCGGCUGCUGCCAAACGCCGAUUCCCAAGGGCCUCACGAACUUCGAAGUCGUCAUCGAUAGCACCAUGAACCACACCAAUUGCUGGGGUUUCAAUCCUUGCAGCUACGGCUUCUUGGCCGACGAGGGGUGGCUCAACUUCAGCGUCUCCAGCUUCUCCAACCUCAGCAACGUGACGAACGUCCCAGUGACGCUGGACUGGGCGAUUGGGGACCGGACUUGCGAGGAGGCGAGCACGAGCAGCACGGCGUUCGCAUGCAAGGACAAGCACAGCCGCUGCUUGAACUCUACUAAUGGGCCGGGUUAUCGGUGCAAUUGCUUGGAAGGGUUUGAAGGCAAUCCUUAUAUAGAAGAUGGAUGCCGAGGUAAUGCUUCUUCUCUUGAGGCCCCACUGCUUUUAACCCGUGGAGCAUUCGGUCUGGUGUUUCUGAUCAUUCUAUGUUCUUGGUUAUACUGGAUCAUCAAGAAGAAAAGACUCAUCGAGCUCAAGCAGAAGUUUUUCGAAAAAAAUGGAGGUCUUUUGUUACGACAGCAAGUCUCAUCGCUCGAGGGCGGUGCUCCGGCGACAAGGAUGUUCACAAUGGAGGAGCUUGAAAUGGCUACCGGUAACUAUAAGGAAAGCCGCAUCCUUGGCCAAGGCGGCGCCGGGACAGUCUAUAAAGGAAUUCUACGAGAUCAAGCAGUUGUUGCUAUCAAGAAAUCAAAGAUCACGAAUGACGAUGAGAUCGAGCAAUUUAUAAAUGAGGUGGUUGUUCUUUCCCAUAUCAACCAUAGGAAUGUGGUGAAGCUUCUUGGAUGCUGUCUGGAGACUAGAGUCCCUUUGCUAGUUUAUGAAUUCGUGCCCAAUGGAACUCUUUCCCAUCAUAUCCAUGACGAAGAUCGCAAGGCCUCCUUAUCCUUGGAGGCCCGUUUGAGGAUUGCUGCAGAAAUUGCAGGAGCAUUGGCUUACCUGCACUCGGCAGCCUCUAUACCUAUCAUUCAUAGAGAUGUCAAGUCCAGCAAUGUUCUCUUAGAUGAUAAUUACACUGCUAAAAUUUCUGAUUUUGGAGUGUCGAGGUUGGUUCCCUUUGACCUAAAGGGUCUUACAUCGUUGGUACGAGGGACUUUCGGUUACCUGGAUCCAGAAUACUUCCACACCGCUCAGUUCACGGACAAGAGUGAUGUCUACAGUUUUGGAGUGAUUCUUGUGGAGCUCCUAACAGGUGAAAAGCCCGUGGCUUCGACAAGGUCAGCGGAAUGCAGGAAUCUUGCCAUGCAUUUCCAAUCAUGUUUGAAGGAUGGUCGCCUUUUCCAGAUCUUGGAGGACCGUGUGGUCAAUGAAGGCUCGCCGGAGCUGCUCGCUGCAGUAGCAAAGCUUGCCAAGCAUUGCCUCAGCUUGAUGGGAGAAGAGAGGCCUGCCAUGAAAGAAGUUGCAAUGGAGCUAGAGGGGUUGCGAAGAUUUCACCAGCACCCGUGGAUUAAAGAGAAUGAAGAGGAGGGAGAGAUUCUGUUGAAGGGAGCUGAAUGCCCGACCGCGAGAGGUAUGCUUGGCGAGGAUGAUUCUUCAGUGCAUGUUAUGCAGCCAUUCGACAUUAUGCGAUGAUAUUAUUUCUUUUUUGAGUGCAUCCAGAGGUCUAAGAAGCUACUUUACCUUCCUGCGUUACAAAGUUGUCUCAAGUAACAGCAGAUCUUCUCUUGAGUGCCGGGAUCAUCUUUGUUACCCCAUAAUGGGGGUCUAUAUGAGGUAUCAGCAAUAAAUAUACUGUGAUUGAAGGCAUUGUAGAGCAGUUGUAUCUGUUUUUUUCUGUUGCUGGAAUGAUUUGGUUAUCCUAAAUUAAACUAUAGUUUAGAUAUAUGUAGACUAGAAUUUGACAGGGGGUAGGGUGAUGGUUGGCACCCAAGGCGGAGCCUCGCCAUAGCGCUCGGAAGAAAGGGUCUAAUGAUACUACAAAUACGUCUCCGAACCCUUACUUCAGCUAGUUUUUGCCUCUCUCUUCAGUGCAUGGUACGCAUAUUUCUGUCUCAGUUCUGCUCAAGAAUUUUAUCAAACAGUAAUGCCAGUAUAGUUUUCUUCACAUUGUAAUUAU
This is a messenger RNA of Phoenix dactylifera (date palm), 2572 nucleotides long. NCBI's taxonomy places the organism in Eukaryota, Viridiplantae, Streptophyta, Magnoliopsida, Arecales, Arecaceae. The record is from RefSeq and is a predicted model, not a curated record.